AUGCCCGUACUGGAAGGUCCCAGGUCCAUACUGGGAGCUUCCAGAUCCAUACCGGAAGGUGGGGUCCUCUACCCCUUCGGGCCGGAGGUUGGGGACGAGGCCACCCCCCACGAGGACGAUGGGAUGAGCCCCGAGAUCUUCCUCUGGGAGACCUUCUCCUUCUACGGACAACCCCACCGCUCCCUCUACGUGAACAACAACGGAGUGGUGUCGUUUGGGACGGGGGUCCCCGAGUUCACCCCCGAGCCCUUCCCGUUGCCCGGCCACCGCCCCUUCGUGGCCCCAUACUGGGCGGACGUGGACACCAGACUGGGAGGAGACGUCUUCUACCGGCAAAGUCGCCAACCGGAGUUACUGGCCCGCCUGGCGCGAGACCUGGCCACCGCUGUCACCCCCUCCGACCCUGUCCCACAGCCCACCUGGGCUUUCGUGGCCACCUGGGAUCGUGUCUCCUACUUUGGGGCAGCCUCCGACAAG
Molecule: messenger RNA, 477 nt
Organism: Charadrius vociferus (killdeer)
Lineage: Eukaryota; Metazoa; Chordata; Aves; Charadriiformes; Charadriidae
Product: sushi, nidogen and EGF-like domain-containing protein 1
Exons: 3
Biological process (GO): cell-matrix adhesion
Source: RefSeq, a predicted model, not a curated record